UGCAGCCAUGGCCCUGCGCUACCCCAUGGCCGUGGGCCUCAACAAGGGCCACAAGGUGACGAAGAACGUCAGCAAGCCGAGACACAGCCGGCGCCGGGGUCGCCUCACCAAGCACACCAAGUUCGUGAGGGACAUUAUCAGGGAGGUGUGCGGCUUCGCGCCCUAUGAGCGGCGCGCCUUGGAGUUGCUCAAGGUAUCCAAAGACAAGCGCGCGCUCAAGUUCAUCAAGAAGAGGGUGGGCACGCACAUGCGGGCCAAGAGAAAACACGAGGAGCUGAGCAAGGUGCUGGCAGCCAUGAAGAAGGCGGCGGCCAAGAAGGAUUGA
Molecule: messenger RNA, 325 nt
Organism: Apodemus sylvaticus (European woodmouse)
Lineage: Eukaryota; Metazoa; Chordata; Mammalia; Rodentia; Muridae
Product: 60S ribosomal protein L36-like
Exons: 1
Coding region: 8-325 (105 amino acids)
Biological process (GO): cytoplasmic translation
Cellular component (GO): cytosolic large ribosomal subunit; ribosome
Molecular function (GO): structural constituent of ribosome
Source: RefSeq, a predicted model, not a curated record